AUGUUUUGUACUCGACCAAUAAAACUAGGAACAGAAAAGAGUAUCACAAGAGAGGGGGGGGGGUCUCGCGGUGAAAAAUGGGAAACGCCGGAUCCUCGCAACCGUCGAAAUCGCGAAAAGACCGGAAGAAGGAAGGCUGCGACGGAUGAUGACCGUCCCGGAAGGAAUAAGAGGAGGGCCCUCGGUAAUGGUUGCCGGACCAGGUCCAAACAGAAGGAGACUAUCAAGUGUCGGACCACGAAUCCUUUCAUCAUCUUCUUUUUACGGUUACGUAGUAAAAAGCCGAAGGAACACGUAACCGUGAUCGCGCGAGCAGCGGGAAAAUUGUGGACUAAAAUGACCCCUGAGCAAAGAAAGAAAUACAUCGAUUUGGCGAACGCCGAGAAGAAGAGGCGAGAAGGAAGGAAAAGAAUGACAAGAAAGUUAAGGUAA
Messenger RNA from Dufourea novaeangliae, 432 nucleotides. RefSeq lists its product as uncharacterized. The record is from RefSeq and is a predicted model, not a curated record. Lineage: Eukaryota; Metazoa; Arthropoda; Insecta; Hymenoptera; Halictidae. The coding region runs from base 1 to 432 and encodes 143 amino acids. The transcript is spliced from 3 exons.